AUGGCAAGGAAAAUGGAAUUUCUUAACAUGCAAAAGAAUCGAUUGGAGCAAUCCAAGAGAGAACGAGACCGAGCUCGUGAAGAAAGGCAGAACAUGAAGGAGAAAGAGGAGUAUCUAAAGAGACUGGAAGAAGAGAGAAAGGCAUUGGAGGAACGCGAAAGGAUGGCCAGAAUCAGUGCAAGAAGGGAGGCGAACAUACACUCUUUAGAGUUCAGACGAGAUUGCCAGGCUCAUGAGAAGAAUGCUGCCUUUGAAAGAAAGAAACAGAGAGAGUUCUUGGUUGGACAACGAAGAUCGAUGCAUCACGAAAACCAAAAAGAGAAAAUUAUUGCGAGUGUCGAACACGGCACAAAGGAUGGGCAAGCUGCACAACUGAAGGGCAUGCGCGAGCGCAUUCGUAAAGCAUUCGUUUAUCUGGACGUGGACAAAAACGCACUAGUGGAUGCGAAAGACUAUCAUCUGAAAGUCACUUCACUCGGACUUAAGCAGGAGUUUGACGUCUCAGAAACACAUUUCGAUCAGCUCAUGCUACACUUCAAACCUAUCAUUCAACUCUGCACCAAGAAGAGCAAAUUCUUGGGCGUCAUGUACAUGCACCAGCUACGCCCGGAGGUCGUUCCUGUGGUCCUCACGGAGGAAGGGACCAUGACCCAGCAGGACCUCGACGCCAUGCCGGACUCCUCGUCUCAGGCUGUAGGCAAGUGGGCUGUGGCUGCAACAUGCCGUGAGAGGACGAUAGGUUGGAUCGCUUUCCGCAACAUCUGCAUCGAGUACCUCACCAGCGUGGGAGGCACUCAGGAUCAGCCUCCUCAGUUCAUGGCUGUCGUGGAGUUUAUAAUGUUCGACGUCGGGGUGAGCUAUGGGAUGCCUUCUGAUUAUGUGUUUUCCAAGAUCUUCGGUAACAGUUUCGAUCCAGACAGCAAGGUUUCCUUCCUCUUCUACUGGAAUGCUCUUAUGAUGAUGGCAACAUACUGCACAUCAAAGAGAGGAAUAAAAUGA
This is a messenger RNA of Guillardia theta CCMP2712, 999 nucleotides long. RefSeq lists its product as hypothetical. Gene Ontology annotation, molecular function: calcium ion binding. Bases 1 to 999 code for a protein of 332 amino acids. The record is from RefSeq and is a predicted model, not a curated record. NCBI's taxonomy places the organism in Eukaryota, Cryptophyceae, Pyrenomonadales, Geminigeraceae. The transcript has 10 exons.